Lecanosticta acicola is the source of this 966-nucleotide messenger RNA. NCBI's taxonomy places the organism in Eukaryota, Fungi, Ascomycota, Dothideomycetes, Mycosphaerellales, Mycosphaerellaceae. The record is from the annotation of a GenBank genome assembly.
AUGGCCUCCAGCAAACCAGGCGACUACGCCUCCGUCCGCGCAUCAAUCGCCUCCCUCCUCAACCAGCCCGAAUACGAUGACGGCUCCGCGGGUCCCGUCCUCGUCCGUCUCGCCUGGCACUCCGCGGGGACCUACUGCGCGGAAAGCGACACAGGCGGCUCCAACGGCGCCGGAAUGCGCUACGAAGCAGAGGGAGGCGAUCCCGCAAACGCCGGCCUACAGCACGCUCGCGUCUUCCUCGAACCCGUGAAAGCGCAACACCCCUGGAUCACCUACUCCGACCUCUGGACCCUCGCAGGCGUCGAGGCAAUCAAACAGAUGGGCGGUCCCGAAAUCACCUGGAAACCAGGCCGAACCGACUUUGUAGAUGAUUCCAAACUCCCUCCCAGGGGCAGAUUACCCGACGGAGCCUUGGGAGGUGACCAUCUCCGACACAUCUUCGGUCGCAUGGGAUUCACCGAUCAGGAAAUCGUGGCGUUGAGCGGAGCGCAUAACCUCGGGAGAUGCCAUUCCGAUCGCAGUGGAUUCGAAGGCGCGUGGGUGAACAAUCCCACGAGGUUCAGUAAUACAUAUUUCAAACUCAUGCUCUCGCGUGAGUGGAGAGAAAAGGUGCUCGAUAAUGGCGUGAGACAAUACGUCUAUUACGAUGAAGAUGCAGAAGAAGAGUUGAUGAUGUUGCCGACCGACCUGGCGUUGGUGGGAGACGAGAGUUUUCGACCUUGGGUAGAGCUGUAUGCCAAGGAUGCAGACCGAUUCUUUGAGGAUUUCGCAAAAGUAUUCGCAAAGUUGGUGGAGCUCGGGAUUAAGAGGGAUGAGAGGGGCAACAUUGUGAAUACGGAUAACGUCAAGGGAGGAUAUGUCAGUGCGCCGAAGAAGAGUGAUGCGCCUGGAAGAGACGGGGAGGUUGAUCGAUAUGGCGAGGCCGAGCCACUGAAGAAACAGAACCAGGUCCGAGCACGGCUGUAG